This is a messenger RNA of Aspergillus melleus, 1938 nucleotides long. RefSeq names its product serine/threonine-protein kinase. The record is from RefSeq and is a predicted model, not a curated record. The transcript has a single exon. Gene Ontology annotation, molecular function: protein serine/threonine kinase activity; tau-protein kinase activity; ATP binding. Gene Ontology annotation, cellular component: cytoplasm. Bases 1 to 1938 code for a protein of 645 amino acids. NCBI's taxonomy places the organism in Eukaryota, Fungi, Ascomycota, Eurotiomycetes, Eurotiales, Aspergillaceae. Gene Ontology annotation, biological process: microtubule cytoskeleton organization; protein phosphorylation; intracellular signal transduction.
AUGGCUCGUCCAGAGAGGAACAGCGCCUUGGCAGGGUUGAAGAUUGAGACGUCGUUUGAGAAUCGACAUCGAUGGUUAAACGAAAAUGGAGGCAGGAGAGCGUCGGGCGAUAGAGAUGGCAUCGAGGGCGACCGUACAAGCAUCUUUCACGAUUAUCACGCACCCCGUUGCGGUACUGAUGAAGACAACAGUGAAAUGAAGGGUCUACAUUCAGCGACACCCCCCAUCUCGGUACCCCGACAAGAUGUGGAGCGUCCGGAGGAGGAAGACGAUUGCGACUUUCCACAUAAACCUGACGAUAUCCCCGCGUCACCUCUUGACAGUUUCAUUCAAAAUCGCCGCCCCUCGGUCAGUUUUGACCCUACCGUUACGCUUGACUCUGGCCGGCCGCGGGCGCUAGAGGAGCCCCUGGCAAGAUCGGAUUCAAGGACUCGCGCUCAACGAUUCCAGGCGAAGGGCUCGAGCCUGAAAAACGCACUGUCUCCCGACGAUCAUGAAAUUCACGGUCCCAGACCGAUGGGAAUCAAUGCUUCUCUUCGACGGUACCAGAAUCAGCGAGGCUUUGGUGCUCGAGACAGUCUACCAACUAGUCCCGAGGACGACCUACGUAUGACCUCAGAGAUUGACCAUCCGACCUCCUUAACGUCCGUUUCGACUGCGUCACCCGUCACCGAAGAGCUACGCACUCCUCCCGAAGGCUCGCGAGGGGCAUUGCCAUCACCCAUUUGCAUGACAUCGCCCAUGCAGGCGUUUACGUCCCCCGACGAUCGCAAUUCCUGGUCAGGCAGUGUCAUAACCCCCUUUGGAAGCAAGGUCAGGGGACCCCGUGCUCGCCAUAGCUCUCGCCGGUCUACUGCCUCCAGUGGCAAAUCCCCGGCUAGUAUGUUCCUUUCCAUGUGGGGAAAUACUGAAGAGCCCGCACCUCAACCAGACGACGAGGGUCAGAUGGUCGGAACCGACUAUGUACUCGGAAAACAGAUUGGGUUUGGAGGGUUUAGCACCGUGAAAGAGGCCUACAAAGUUGAUGAGAGUGGCGGAACUAAGCGACUAGCUGUGAAAGUUGUUCGGAAACAGAUCUCUGGCAAAUCCGAGAAGGAAAACGACGAAGUGCAAGCAGAGUUCGACCACGAAGUUCGAGUAUGGCGAUAUCUCAGCCACCCAAACGUCCUGACGCUGGAUGCCGUCUACGAAACCGACUAUGCUACCUUCUGCUUCACCAAGCUAGCUAUCGGCGGCACACUUUUUGACCUCGUUCGUCAGAAUCGGCAAGGUCUGAACUUGAACCUCGCAAAGAAGUAUACCUACCAGCUUGCAUGUGCUCUUCGGUAUUUACAUGAGGACGCUCGGGUAGUCCAUCGAGAUAUCAAGCUCGAGAAUUGCCUAUUGGACCCCAUCGAGUUGCCGGAUGGCACAAAGGCAUCCAACCUCGUUCUUUGUGACUUUGGAAUGGCAGAGUGGAUGACAACGGACAACGGGGGCGAAUCUCCCGAUCCCUACGACAACGUGGCAGACCGACCGCCUCCCAAAACAAUAGGUCCCGCCGGCUCCAGCACUAGCGUUGCUGGUAGCUUGGAAUACGCUUCUCCCGAGCUGCUUCUCUCCACUGAUGGUGUCAUGGAACCCUCGGUAGAUAUCUGGGCGUUCGGCGUGAUUGUUUACGCUACCAUCGUCGGCUCUCGGCCUUUCCAAGAUCCCUUCAUGCCUCGAGUCCAAACACGCAUCAUCAAUGGCACUUGGGAUAAAGAGAGUGUGUUAAAUGCCGAAAAGGACCCUCAAAGUCGUCAAGAUAGAGAAGCCGCUCUUGAGCUGAUCACCGGCUGCUUAGAAAUGGACGUCGAGAAGCGCUGGACAGUCCGGGAUGUCCUAUGUUCACGCUGGAUGCGGGACUUUGCGGAUCCUAUGAACGACGCUGCGGCCGAAGCAGCUUGGAAGUUAUAA